This is a messenger RNA of Culicoides brevitarsis, 2006 nucleotides long. RefSeq lists its product as uncharacterized. Gene Ontology annotation, molecular function: protein binding. The record is from RefSeq and is a predicted model, not a curated record. Bases 89 to 1891 code for a protein of 600 amino acids. NCBI's taxonomy places the organism in Eukaryota, Metazoa, Arthropoda, Insecta, Diptera, Ceratopogonidae. The transcript has 3 exons.
UUUACAAAUCAAGUAAAAAUCAAAAUUUUUGUUUAUCAGUGAAAUUUUGUGAUACAUUUAUUUAAAUCGAGUCAAAUUCGCAUCAAUCAUGAAGACCAGAUCCCAAACAAGACUUCAGAAUCGAUCGUUGAUCGAAAAACUCCCAGUUGAGAUGUUGAUUGCAAUAUUCGUUUAUUUGGAUGCAUGGAGUAUUCGUCGUUGCUCCGAAUGCUGCAGGACUUUCUUCCAUGUAACUCUGUGUCCGAAAUUCCAAAAAUGCUUCGAGUUAAACAUGAAAGAGGUUUAUCUGGCAUCGCAUUGUGGUAUCGGAGAGACAUUUACAUCUGGAACCCGUACUAUCCGAACAUUUGAUAGCAUGACCUUGAACACGGUCAAUUUCAAAGAACUGCCAUUUGCUAAGAAUUUUUUCAUGCGACUCGGGCGGGAGAUCAAAACGUUGCAAAUUGAUGAAAACUUUAUGAUUCCUCAAUUCAAAAUGAAAGAUGCGCAAACCGAAAAAAGAAUCCGAAAAAAUAUCCUCAAAAACUUUCCGAAUUUACGCAAGCUGAUUGUCCAAAACAACAAAACACUUUUGAACCUUCAAUGUUUUCCAGCAUCGCUGCUUGAAAUCAGCAUUUCCAGUUUUGUGUACGAUGAACAAAAUUUGGAAACUGAUUACGUCGAUGUCGUGAAAAACAAAAAAGGAGCAGAUAAUUUACGAAAAAUGAUAUUCGGAAAAGUUGCAGGCGAGUCAAUUUGCUUUUCGGAUUUUCCAUUUAAAAAUCUGUUUUCAAGUGAAUUUAAGAAAAUAUUUGAUGAUGGACUCAAACUUGAUUGGUAUACAGCGAGAUGCAAUAAACUUGAUCACACGAUUGUCGAACCAGCAUGCAUCACAGGGACAAUGCUCAGUUCCUAUUCUCGCAUUCCAUUCCAUUUGUUAGCACAGUUUUCCAAUUUGGAGUCGAUUGAGUUCUUUGUUAUGAACAAUGAGAGGAUUAGUUCGUGUAUUUUUGAUCAUGACCAACCAUUGCCAGAUCUUUCUCGUAUUCGAACGAUUCAUUUAAUUGUCUACCCAACUUUAAUUUGUGAGGUUUGUGCUUCAAACCUUUUCAGUUCGUUGCCAAAUGUCACUCGUUUCAAACUUAGAGGAAAUUUGGUUGAAAGUCAAUGGCACGUAAUAUUGUCACACAUGCCAAAAUUGGAGAUAAUAGAAAUAAAAGGCUCGAUACCAGAACAUUUUUUUGAUUCUGCUGAGCACACGGAACAUUCGCUGGAACAUUUGAAGAAUUUACGAAGUUUAAAUAUACACGAUAGUGAAACAUACGAUGUUAAUGAACUUUCCAAUGAAAAUCUCAUGAAAUUUUCGUCCUUGCCAAAUUUAGAGGCUCUUCACUUAAUGAAAAAGGGGAUUUUUCAAACCGAUGGGAUCCUGAAUUUGUUGCAAAAAUGUCCCAACAUCUCGAUUUUCACUGCUAAGUCUCGUACAUUCAACUCAAAAAUGGUUCAGCAAAUGAUGCGUGGAUGGCCGCGUUUAAACACACUUAUCUUGCCAGAAUCUUUGUCGCUUGAUGACGAAACUUUCGAAGUAAUAAAAGACCAUGGGCGAUUUCUGAAGUAUUUAGGCAUUUCUUCGUUUCAACCGUGUUUGACAAUUCUGGAAAAAUAUUCUCUUUUUGAAAAGUUGCCAUCAUUAAAAUUCAUUUCGAUGGGAUUUUAUCGCUCGGAUGCUUGUAUUUUUACGCGCUCUGAGUUUCACGAAAGAGAAGCAUAUCCAGAAAAAAAGGGUGAACAUUAUGAGAAGUUGAAGAGAAAAAAGCCAUUACAAAAUUCUAUAUCAAAAAAGAGAUGUUAUAACGCAGAAUAUAACUUGUACUCGAAAUUGUUGAAUAUCGUGAUGUCCAUAAGUGAUUAAGUGUUGUCAAGUCAUUGCAAUAUUUAAAUUUUUGUUAUAUUUUGUUUUUUUUUUCAUAAAAUUUUGUAUGUACCUAACUUAGAAUUUGUAUGAAAUAAAAAUUGUUUGUAUUGUU